AUGUCUGGAGCCAUUCAAAUCAAAGGUCAUAUUCGAACCGAACAUUUUUGUACUCACAGGUUGUGGCUUCCAUGGGUUGACCACAAAUGUGAAGAUACAAGGCCAAGAUCUGUGCCCAUGUGUUUGGAGGUCGUACUACCUAUUUUGAAGAUCUUGAAAAAAGCAUUCGUACGACCUCCAAACACAUGGGCACAGAUCUUGCCUUGUAUCUUCACAUUUGUGGUCAAUCCAUGGAAGCCACAACCUACAGAUCUGCAAGAAAGAGAGCAUGUAGUUUUAUUUGUACAUUCCUUUGCGAGGUACACGGCGCGUAUGAACUCAGUUUCUGUAGUACCACCUGCAUUAUAUGCUCAACGUGCUACGGGGCAUAUUUACUUUUUAGAUUCUCCAGCUACAAAGGUCAACAGCAAAUUUCUAAAGCUUCAUUCGAAUGAAUCAGUUAGACCUUUUACCGAAUGGAAAACAUUACUUCAGCAGAUUGACUUUGAUCCAACAUGGCUCAACCACUAA
This is a messenger RNA of Striga asiatica, 510 nucleotides long. The record is from the annotation of a GenBank genome assembly. Lineage: Eukaryota; Viridiplantae; Streptophyta; Magnoliopsida; Lamiales; Orobanchaceae.